AGCUGCUCGCGGCUGGCAGCAGCUACGGCCGGCCGUGCUGGGGGCGCGCUUCCUUCUUACUGUUAUUCAUAUUUAUUGCUGCUGCUCGUCUCUCCCGUGUUCACAGGCAGGCCAUGUCCUCCGUGAGGAUCGAGUGCGUGGCCAAGGAGGGCUACAGGAUCGGGGAGUCGCCCGUGUGGGACGAGAAGGAGGGCGCGCUGCUGUGCGUGGACAUCACGGGCAGGAAGGUGUGCCGCUGGAGCCCGCUCACCGGGGAAACGCGGGCCAUUCCCGUGGACGCUCCUGUGAGCUCUGUGGCUCUCCGGAAGUCUGGGGACUAUGUCAUCACCCUGGGAACCAGGUUUGCUGCUUUGAAGUGGAAAGAGGAGCUGGUAACCACCAUUACUCAAGUGGACAAGGAUAAAGCAAAUACCCGGUUCAAUGAUGGGAAGGUGGAUCCUGCAGGGAGGUAUUUCGCAGGUACGAUGGCAGAGGAGAUUCGUCCUGCCGUGCUGGAGAGACACCAGGGCUCUCUGUACACCCUCUUGCCUGACCUCUCAGUGGUGAAGCACUUUGACCAGGUGGACAUUUCUAACGGGCUGGACUGGUCACUGGAUCACAGAAUCUUCUUUUACAUUGACAGCUUGUCCUACUCGGUGGAUGCCUUUGAUUAUGACCUCCAAACUGGGAAAAUUGGCAACCGUAGGAAUAUAUACAAACUGGAAAAAGAGGAGAGCAUUCCUGAUGGGAUGUGCAUUGACACAGAAGGCAAACUCUGGGUGGCUUGUUAUGAUGGUGGGAGAGUGAUUCGCCUUGACCCUGAGACAGGAAAAAGACUCCAGACUGUGAAACUUCCAGUAGACAAAACAACUUCCUGCUGUUUUGGAGGAAAAGAUUAUUCAGAAAUGUAUGUGACUUCUGCCAGCGAUGGGAUGGAUAAAGAGUGGCUUUCAUGGCAGCCUCAGGCUGGUGGGAUUUUCAAGAUAACAGGACUGGGGGUGAAAGGAAUUCCACCAUAUCCAUUUGCAGGUUAAAUACACUCUUCAGAAUGGAUUAGAGAGGGCUGACGUAAGCAAGACAAGUCUGAAGGUCUUAGUCUGGUGCUCAGCAUCUUUUGCUUCAAAACCAUAACACCAUUAGAAUAUUUUAUCAGGAAAGGAUGAAGAACUACUAAGAUACAUGGAAUAUUUUAAAACUGAUAUUUUUUUCUCCUUCUAAACUUACUUUAAAUAUAUGAUGGUACUUUUUCUGUUGUGCUAAAAAGAUUCUCAUCCUAAUAAGCCACUGUUGUAAUUCUAUUUUAUGAUUAAAUAAUAUUUUAAUAUCUUUU
Molecule: messenger RNA, 1309 nt
Organism: Parus major (Great Tit)
Lineage: Eukaryota; Metazoa; Chordata; Aves; Passeriformes; Paridae
Product: regucalcin
Exons: 7
Coding region: 114-1013 (299 amino acids)
Biological process (GO): L-ascorbic acid biosynthetic process
Molecular function (GO): gluconolactonase activity; enzyme regulator activity; calcium ion binding
Source: RefSeq, a predicted model, not a curated record